UCUCGGGGAGUUUCCGAGAGCAGGAGUUUGAAAAACAAGCCCCCAAUCCGUGCAUGAACACAGCAGCACGUCAGGCCGCCUUUCGAGAGAUUGUGCACAGAGGAAGAGCUGUUGGGUUUUUUUGUGUGUGUGUGUUGCAUGUGGUCUGGCGGACAGGGGGGGUGUGGGAGUGAGAGACGGAGACGGUGCAGACGCGGAGCCGUCUGUCUGUGAAGGGGUGUGAUGAUAGAGGAGGAGGAGGGUUGGGGCUGUGCUCAGCGACUUACAAAGAGAGAGAGAGAGAGGGGGGAAGAGGGAGAGGAAAGAAGGAGGCGAAGAAAGCGGACGGGACAGCAGGAUUGGAAACGAGACUGUUGAGCUCCCGCCCGCUAUCGGAGGUGAGGACGUCCCCCACCUCCCCACCCCCAGCAGCCGACCUCCUUCCCGGACCCCCUCCCCGGACCAUGGCCGCGGUGACCAGCCCGGAGUCCAGUCCCCAGCCCCGGGUCUAUUUCCAAACGCCGCCCGGCGCCGAGGAAGCGGAGGUCCCGGUGCGGAAGCAGGGACGCGUGACGGUGAAGUACGACCGCAAGGAGCUGCGGAAGAGACUGAACCUGGAGGAGUGGAUUAUCGAUCAGCUGACGGAGCUGUACGACUGCGAGGUACCGUGUAGCGCGGCUCGGAUCGAUCGAUCGAUCGAUCGGCGGAGGGGAGGGGUGUUUGCGAGUAGCCGUGCGGGAGAGGCCGGCAUCUGUAAUCGCUGAGCCGAGGGGGUGCCGGCAUCUGUAAUCGCCGACCGGGGCUGAGCCGGUGGCUGUUCAGGGCUCAGACUGCCGGCGAGGCGGGCGGGGGGGGUGGUGCUUAAAAUUCUUUGU
This is a messenger RNA of Lepisosteus oculatus (spotted gar), 854 nucleotides long. The record is from RefSeq and is a predicted model, not a curated record. Lineage: Eukaryota; Metazoa; Chordata; Actinopteri; Semionotiformes; Lepisosteidae.